AGCCUCGGUGCGGGCAGCAGGGACGCGGCGGGCGGGCGCGGGCGGCGGAGGAACGAGGGGAGGAGCCCGAGCUGCCGUUGCUGUUGCCGCCGCCGCCGCCGCCGAGGGGAAAGGAGCAUGUCUGCAACUCGAGCCAAGAAAGUGAAGAUGGCCACCAAAUCAUGCCCCGAGUGCGACCAACAGGUUCCUGUUGCAUGUAAAUCAUGUCCCUGUGGUUACAUAUUUAUUAGCAGAAAACUUUUAAAUGCAAAACACUCAGAGAAAUCACCACCUUCUACAGAAAACAAGCAUGAGGCCAAGAGGAGGCGAACGGAGAGAGUUAGGCGAGAGAAGAUAAAUUCUACAGUAAAUAAGGAUUUAGAAAACAGAAAGAGGUCUCGGAGUAACAGCCAUUCAGAUCAUAUCAGACGAGGAAGAGGAAGACCUAAAAGUGCAUCUGCCAAAAAACAUGAGGAAGAAAGAGAGACUUUGAAUCAUCCUCUCAAUCUGAAUGUAAUUCUUAAACAAUGGGAUGAUCAGAAAAUCUUUGCCAAAGAUUGUUCCAGAAGAGAAACUGGGUAAAGAAAAGCCAACAGAGAAAAAAGCAAAGAGGGAAAUACUGCUUGGCCCAGAAAAUAGAACAUUCUUUUCAGUUGAAGUAAAGGAAAUAUAACCCAAAGAACAGAGAAGGAAUGCUUUUGUUAGUGGGUGAAAGGAGAUGAGAAAACAGAUAAUGACAGCCUUUUAGUCAGGGAAAUGAAAUCUGUAUAGUUGUGCAAGGCAGGAUUGAACUUUUAUUUAAUGAUAACUUGAGAAAAGGAAGAAGCAUUUAUUUGACAAUAUUUUUUUUUUUAUUUUCAGUUUAUUACAGAAAAUUUUUAAGAAACUUUCUUUUUCUGGCUGAGGAUAUCUGCUUUUAAUUUAUUUGCUUUUUAUACAAACUGCAGGAAACUGGUCAAAGCAAUUUUUGUAGCAUAAACUGGAAUCUUUUAAUGUGGACCAGUGGUCAGCAAGUUUGUUCUAUGAAGAUAGCCAGAAUAUAAAUGUUUUACAUUGUGUGGGCCAUACAGUCUCUGUCAACUCUGCCAUUAUAGUGAUUGGAAAGCAGCCAUAGAUAAUAUGUAAAUAAAUGGGCAUGGCUGUGUUCCAGUGAAACUUUAUAAAAAGUGAUAGCCAGAUUUGGCUUGUAGGCUACAGGUUGCCAAUCCUUGAUGUAGAACUCUGAUCCCUAAAUUAAAAAUCCCUAAAUAAAAAUAGGUAUAAGAAAUAUGAACUUUUGAAAUGUCUAUAUAUUUUAGAAUAGAUUUAUUCAAUAUGUUUCUUAGUUGCCAUUUAGUUUAAUUCUGUUUUUAUUGACUCCCUCUCACAAGGCACUUGAAAAAUUUGUAGCAAUGUUUAACUUUAUUUUAACAUGUGAAUUAAGCAAUACCUGACACUGUGUCUGAAAAAAAAAAGUUGUUUUAAAUGGCUUUAUUGCUUUCUGUAUUUUAAAAAAGAAUGGAAAAAAGAAUGGAAAAGGAAAAGUUGUUAGACAUCUAGACAACAACAAUAAAAUAAUAAAAACCGAUCAUUAAAUUUAACAAUUUUUGGUUGUUCUAAGAUAAGUCUCUCUUUUUAU
Molecule: messenger RNA, 1597 nt
Organism: Choloepus didactylus (southern two-toed sloth)
Lineage: Eukaryota; Metazoa; Chordata; Mammalia; Pilosa; Megalonychidae
Gene: HDIP1
Product: chromosome 22 C16orf87 homolog
Exons: 4
Coding region: 118-561 (147 amino acids)
Source: RefSeq, a predicted model, not a curated record